UUUGGUUUGACUCCUUUACACUAGAUGUCGCUGUGAAAUUUCUAACCAACUUUUUCGAUAAACAACUUCCUGUUCCCAGACCGAGAUACAACGCGGCGACCACUUUUGUAAUUUGAUUUUGCCAGUUACUUUUCUUUUGUAGUUGCUUUGUUAUUUCAAACCCAAGAAUGAAAUACAGCUAAAGUAAUCCCCGUAAUGUUGAGCAUUUUGUUUGGUUGGGGGAUGCUUUUGCUGUUGGCAAACUCUUGAGUACUGUUUGCUAACGUUAGCUAGCCAGAGUAGCUAGCUAGGCUAUGUCAACGUGCUCUUGUGUAGGAAGGCAGCGCGAACUCCCAAUAUUUUGUCAAUGCAUCUUAUCCAUUUGAUUUACUGAUUAGGGACUUGGCUAUUGUUGGUCAGCAAAUUGCUAGGCCAGUAUCUUUGUGGUAAACAGUGGGACUAUACAUAAGGACCAGAGAUGUCCGACGAUGAAGAAGCUCCGCUGGUGAAGAAGACCAGGAUCUUCUAUGGCAGUUUGGAGGAGAAGGAGAGGGAGAGGCUGGGACGAGAGGCUUCUGGGUCAGGCAAAGAUUCUGUCAAAGCAGGAAUCGAGGCUGGCAACAUUAACAUCUCCAGUGGCGAGUCCCUUGAGCUUGAGGAACGUGUGACUGAACGCCAGUCUGAGGUAUUGGCUGACUUUGAACGCAGAAAGAGAGCGAGACAAAUCACAGUAUCCACAGACGAUGCAGAGGUCAAAGCCUGCUUACGGGCCCUCAGGGAACCAAUCACACUGUUUGGGGAGGGGCCUGCUGAGAGACGAGAGAGGCUAAGGAAUAUCCUCUCUGUAGUGGGUCCAGAUGCAUUGAAGAAAUCGAAGAAGGACGAUGACAAAUCCAAACGCUCCCAAGAGGAGUGUCAGCAGACAUGGUACCAUGAAGGGCCGACCACUCUUAAGGAGGCAAGGCUUUGGUUGGCCAGAUACUCUCUGCCCAGGGCUGUGAAAAGGUUAGAAGAUGCCAGAGCUCACAGGGAGAUCCCAGAAUCUACACGGACAGUCAGGACGCAAGAACUUCACAAGACGCUCAGGAACCUGAAUAACUUCUGCAGUCAGAUCGGUGACGACAGGCCUAUAUCCUUUUGCCAGUUCAGCCCCAACUCCAAAAUGCUGGUGACUGCAUCUUGGAGUGGCCUGUGUAAACUGUGGAAUGUUCCUGACUGUACCCUUGUCCGUACCCUUCGAGGCCACAAUACCCACGUGGGGGCCAUCUGUUUUCAUCCUCAGGCCACUCUGACUCUGGAGGACUCUGAUGUUAACAUGGCCUCCUGUGCUGCCGACGGCUCCGUCAAACUCUGGAGUCUGGACAGCGACGUGCCUGUCGCUGACAUCGAGGGCCACUCCAUGAGGGUGGCGAGAGUAGCCUGGCAUCCCUCUGGAAGGUUCCUGGGCACCACCUGCUAUGAUAAUUCGUGGAGGCUGUGGGACCUGGAAGCACAGGAGGAGAUCCUGCACCAAGAGGGACACAGUAAAGGAGUCCAUGACAUGCAAUUCCACCCUGAUGGAUCUCUGGCAGCUACUGGGGGUCUGGAUUCAUUUGGCCGUAUUUGGGACCUUCGGACCGGGCGCUGUGUGAUGUUCCUGGAGGGCCACCUCAAAGAGAUCUACAGCAUCGACUUCUCUCCCAACGGCUACCACGCAGCAACAGGAAGUGGGGAUAACACCUGUAAGGUGUGGGACCUGCGUCGCAGGAAGUGCAUCUACACCAUCCCCUCCCAUCAGAACCUGGUGUCCUCUGUCAAAUUCCAGCCCAAUAAUGGUCACUUCCUCCUGACUGGGGCCUAUGACAACACAGCCAAGGUGUGGACCCACCCGGGCUGGUCCCCCCUGAAGACGCUGGCGGGUCACGAGGGAAAGGUGAUGGGCGUGGACAUGUCCCCUGACGGACAGCUCAUCGCCACCUGCUCUUACGACCGCACCUUCAAGCUCUGGAUGUCAGAAUGAGGAGGGGAGGGAGGACAACCCGUAGAAAUAGAAUGACAUUCUAUGUUACAUUCUAUUUCUAUGGCAAUACCUGACUGUCAUUCCAUUCAAGUAGAAGAAUGUGGAACCAAGAUCUGCAAAAUGUUAACUUCUCGAUUGAUGGAUUAAUCUGAACAUCCUAAAUAUUCGGAAUUUGUCUUAUUGACACUUAGUAGAUUGUUUGAUUUAUUAUUGAACAACGUUUGAGGCUAUUAAUGUCUACAACUUUGAAGCUGUGGGUAUACUUUGUCCUUUCUCCCAGAUAUUUUUGUCUGUUAAUAACAUUGUUUUAGGUGAUUUUAAACGAGUCAUUUGGGGUCAGAAGUUGAUCCAAUUGCUUUUUUUUGUUUUUGAAAUAAAAACAAACUCCAUAA
This is a messenger RNA of Oncorhynchus keta (chum salmon), 2370 nucleotides long. RefSeq names its product PRP4 pre-mRNA processing factor 4 homolog (yeast) (gene prpf4). The coding region runs from base 458 to 1978 and encodes 506 amino acids. Gene Ontology annotation, biological process: mRNA splicing, via spliceosome. Lineage: Eukaryota; Metazoa; Chordata; Actinopteri; Salmoniformes; Salmonidae. Gene Ontology annotation, molecular function: protein binding; U6 snRNA binding; U4 snRNA binding. The record is from RefSeq and is a predicted model, not a curated record. Gene Ontology annotation, cellular component: U4/U6 x U5 tri-snRNP complex. The transcript has 14 exons.